Syngnathus acus (greater pipefish) is the source of this 2760-nucleotide messenger RNA. It is a transcript of the gene slc9d1, whose product is annotated as transmembrane and coiled-coil domains 3. Gene Ontology annotation, cellular component: membrane. The record is from RefSeq and is a predicted model, not a curated record. Gene Ontology annotation, molecular function: potassium:proton antiporter activity. The transcript has 15 exons. Bases 302 to 2323 code for a protein of 673 amino acids. Gene Ontology annotation, biological process: proton transmembrane transport; potassium ion transmembrane transport. NCBI's taxonomy places the organism in Eukaryota, Metazoa, Chordata, Actinopteri, Syngnathiformes, Syngnathidae.
CUCGUGCACAGGACGCAGUGCAAAUAAGAUUUCGCAGGUAGCUGUUGCUUUAUUCGUGUGUUUGGACUGGAUCUUGCUCAACCGGGAUGUUUUUCCACCAGCCCAAGUGCUUGCUCAUCCUCACAUGAUGCGGCCAUCCUGUGCAGAACACUGGAACUAUUGACCACCAGUAGCAGCAGCCAGCACCCAAGCAACAUUCCAGCCACUGGAGGAAGGGGCAGGAGUAGUUUGGAAAGGCGGCCUGUCGCUCUCAACAUCUCAACACCCUCACUGACUAGACAGGAGUGAUUAGCCUCUUUGGAUGCAGAUUGUUUGUUUAUCUCUCUGCCUCGGCCUGGCUGUGGCGUUUGCUGGCCAGCACGCAGAGCAGGAUGCCCAGCAUGCCGUCAGGAGGCGUCACAGACGCGUGGCCGUACACGGCAAAGUCUGGUUGACCAAAAACUGCAUCUGGUUGGGCGGCCUUCUCCGCCGAAAGAACGCGGUCGUCAAAAAGUUGGCGGAUGCCGCGGCUGCUGUUAUGAGAGACCAAACCCUUUCAGACCCUGAGCGUCACUUUCAGGUGCACACAAUCCAGGUUUUCCAGAAGGAGUUGAAUGAGAGCGAGCACAUGGUGUUCCAGGCGGUGCAGAGUCUGCAGAGGGCGCUGCAGGGCGACUAUCGGGAUGUGGGCAACAUUAAGGAGAGUAGUAAGCAAAGAUUGGAGGCACUCCGGGAAGCGGCCAUUCAGGAGGAGCAGGACUAUGUUGAACUGGUGGCUGCAGAGAAGCACCAGCAAGAGGCCGUCAAAAGCGUCCUUGCCCGGAAUAAGACUCGGUCCAUUAUGGAUGAGAUCCUGGAGGACGUCAGGAAGGCAGCGGACCGACUCGAAGAGGAGAUUGAAGAGCACGCCUUUGACAACAACAAGCAGAUGCAAGGAGUCAACAUAGAAGCGGUGCUGAGGGUGGAGGAUGACGAGGAGAACGGAGGCAAGAGAAGAAACAAAUCGAAUCAGAGGGAAGCGGAAGACGACUUGGGCCUGAGCAUGCUCAUUGACUCGCAAAACAAUCAAUACGUGCUGACCAAACCCAGAGAUUCCACAAUGCCGAGAGCUGACCAUCAUUUUAUCAAGGAUUUGGUGUCAGUGGUGAUGUUGUCGCUCCCCUGCGGCUGGAUGUGCACCCUGGUAGGUCUUCCUCCCAUGUUUGGAUACAUCAUCUGCGGAGUCCUGCUGGGACCGUCCGGGCUCAACAGCAUCAAGUCGAUGGUGCAAGUGCAGACUUUGGGAGAACUGGGCGUGUUCUUUACCCUCUUUGUGGUCGGACUGGAGUUCUCACCCGAGCGUCUCCGUAAGGUCUGGAAGACAUCAGUGCAGGUCUCCUGCUACUUGUGUCUCCUUAUGGUUGUGAGCGGUUUGUUGUGGGGACAAGUGCUGCACAUUCAGCCCAUCCAAACAGUCUUCAUCGCCACGUGUCUGUCGCUGUCCAGCACCCCGCUCGUGUCUCGUUUCUUAGCUGGAGCGAGUAGAGGGGAGAAGGAAGGUGACCUUGACUACAGCAGCGUCCUCCUCGGGACAUUAGUCAUGCAAGACGUUCAGCUCGGCCUGCUCAUCGCCGUUAUGCCUACUAUGAUCCAGGCUCAAAGUGGAGAUGCAGACAGCUUCUUGUUCGAGAGCCUCCGUGUGCUGAAACUACUGGCGCAGGUCGUGGUGUCUCUGGCUGUGGUGAUGCUCCUCUGCGUCCUGCUGAGAUCCUUUGUGGUUGGCCCCUUUUAUAAGAAACUUCACGCUGAGAGCAAAGGCAGCAAGGAGAUCCUGGUGCUGGGGAUUGCGGCUUUUGUGUUUUUCAUGCUGACGGUUACCGAGUUUCUGGAGGUUUCAAUGGAGUUGGGCUGUUUCCUGGCCGGAGCGUUGCUGUCCUCCCAGGGUCACAUGGUCACGGCGGAGGUCAAAGGAUGCUUCGAGCCUAUUCAAGAUUUCCUCGUCAUCAUCUUCUUUGCUUCCAUCGGUUUCCACGUGUUCCCGACAUUCGUACUGUAUGAACUCACCGUUCUGGUGGCACUCACGCUCACACUUGUCAUCUUGAAGUUCAUGAUGGCCGUGCUGGUGCUGUCCGUGAUCUUGCCACCCGGCUCUCGUCAUAUCCGCUGGAUCGUCUCAGCAGGUCUGGCGCAGGUCAGCGAGUUCUCCUUUGUCCUCAGCAGCCGUGCGCGGCGUGCAGGCAUCAUCUCGAGAGAGGUGUACCUGCUGGUUCUCAGUGUCAGCACGCUCAGUUUGCUGCUGGCGCCCAUCCUGUGGAGAGUGACGACACACAGAUGGGUCUCACGAAGAACUUUGGGUAUCACAUGACCACACUCGCUUUCCGGAAGAGCUGUUACUGGGAGGUGGAAAAUCCAGCAGCAUUGGUGCAAUUCACAUUUAUUUGCCAGCACAGCAGAGUGACAUUUUCUCAUCUGAUCUCAUCGAAUGGCAACUUUGUUUGCUGAUCUCGCUUCGAGAUAUGUUGAUAACUCACCUUCCAAAAUACUCCAACAUUCUUCCACCAUAUUCUUCUUUUGUCACUCGUGUAAUACCGUCAACUUCUGUGUGCUCCAUCAUCCGUUCCAAUGUUCUCCAUGUCAAAGAUUUGCCACCAGGUAGCAGCAUGUUGCAGAGAUUUGAAAUGUUGGGACCUUUUAUGAAGUUCCUUGAGCAGUCUCCGCUCAACAAUUACAUUUUAACCACUUUAUUGAGGAUUCCAAGCAAUUCCAGCGAUGCACAUGCAUUUUUCCUGCAACAGAAAAAAA